Verticillium dahliae VdLs.17 is the source of this 739-nucleotide messenger RNA. RefSeq lists its product as uncharacterized. The coding region runs from base 1 to 621 and encodes 206 amino acids. The transcript is spliced from 3 exons. Lineage: Eukaryota; Fungi; Ascomycota; Sordariomycetes; Glomerellales; Plectosphaerellaceae. The record is from RefSeq and is a predicted model, not a curated record.
AUGCGCCUUCUUGCUUUCCUCAGCCUUGCUGCCGGCCUGGUCACCGCACGCCCGGCCACCUGCAGCGAAGAGCUCCCAGCCGCCUCGAGCGACUGCCCAACCCUCUGCAUCGACGGCAUCAACGACUGCAACGAACCCUGGGGCGGAUGCUUUAACGUCUGCAAACCGGAAGAAAGCCCAACCAUGCCUCCCUGCUCCGAGCCCACGCCCACCUUGAUGCCCAUCUACCACGACACCCCCACCCCCACCGCGCCACAGAGCGACGACUGCAGCACCCGCUCCGUCUGUGCCGACUAUGUGAACGAGUGCGGCAUCUGGUACGGCGGGUGCUUUGCUGACUGCACCCCCUGGCCGACCUUCACCAAGCGCCCUGCCCUCCGGGGCCUCCGGGGCCUGUGCCGCCGGUCGAUGACGACGAAGAGGGUGACCAUGACGAUGAGGACUGCGAGAGGACCAUCUGCGUUGACAAGGUCAAUGAGUGUGGGAUCAAGUAUGGUGGCUGUUACAGGGACUGCGCGCCGUAUCCGACCUUUGAGCCGCCCGCGUGCCCGUCCGAAGCGUAUGGCGAGCAGUAGAUGGUUUUGUUCGUGCCCAACGCGAGAGCUGUGGUUUCAUGGAUAGCUGUCGUUUCGCUGUAAGUAUUGGGGGUUCGUUCGUAUGUAAAUCCAGGUCUUGAGAGGACCCACGAGGGGUCUGACUGGUCUCGGCGUGAUGAAUGAUAAGAAGAGAGUCGACAGUG